Molecule: messenger RNA, 1869 nt
Organism: Sphaerodactylus townsendi
Lineage: Eukaryota; Metazoa; Chordata; Lepidosauria; Squamata; Sphaerodactylidae
Product: kelch-like protein 12
Molecular function (GO): protein binding
Source: RefSeq, a predicted model, not a curated record
AUGGAUUCCCAGAGGGAUAGCGAUGAAGAAGAUGGCAAUGAAAAAUCUCUUCUGUCCCAUGAAACGUAUUUAUGCCAGGGUGACUCCAACAACUCCUGUGAUAUCACCUUGGAGGUUGAAGGAAAGAGCUUUCCUUGUCACCAGAUGCUGUUAGCUUCAGUCAGCCCUUAUUUCAGAGACAUCUUCACAAAUUCCAGCGGGUGGCAAAACAAGGCGCUCCAGCUGAAAGACCUGACCUCCUCCACUCUCCACAGUCUCCUGAAUUACCUCUACACAGAAGAGCUCUCCCUCACACUAGAGACCGCCCAGGACCUGUUUACAGCAGCCAGCAAGCUCCAGAUCCUCCCACUGAAAGAAAUAACUGGAAGAUUUCUGGAGAAAAACAUCACCAUGAAAAACUGCCUCAGCCUUUAUCACCUGUCUCACGAACACGGUCACCUAGCUCUGCUGGAAGCAACCUCAGGUUACAUCAGCCAACACUUUGAGCCCCUCGCUAAGACAGAUGACUUCCUGAGCCUGGAAUUCCACCCACUAGUGGGCCUUAUUGGCUCCGACAGCUUGGAAGUGGCCUCUGAGUUGACCAUCUACCAAGCCAUCCACGCAGCUGGGUGGAGUCGCGUCGGUAGCCUCCCACUGGCCCAAGAAUUGCUGGGGCAUGUCCGCUUUCCCCUGCUGACUCCCAGGGAGGUCAUGGAAGUCCAAGCAGAUGUCUCAGAGUAUUACAGGCACCUCCGUCUACGGUGGAAGGAACUGGAUGGGGCAGGAAGGCUGCUAGAGAGUGGGGGACUCAGGAAGGGCAUGCACGACAACUGUAUUGUCUGUGUGGAACUCCAUGAAAACUGGACCCAAAAUGGAGAUAGCCCACAGUCUUACCUUCACUGUUUUGACCCACAUUCGGGGAAGUGGGACAACUUGCCACCAUUGAGGUAUCUGAGUUAUUCUGGAUGUGCAUCCUUGGAUUUCAAACUUUACCUGUCAGGAGGCCAGAAAGGGGACUGCACUUUUGUGGACAGCCUGUACGAGUACAAUUCUUUGACCAGCCAGUGGACUCAGCUUCCAUCUAUGUCCACCCCCCGGGCCGUGCAUGCCUUGUUAGCCUGUAACAAGAAGCUCUACGCUGUGGGAGGCUGCAGCAAUACAGGUCCACUGACUUCCACCGAGGCCUUCAGCGUGAGCCAGAGCAUUUGGGCCCCGAUCUCUAAUCUGCCCCUCGCUUUGAUGUACCCUUCUUCUGCUGUCCUCAAGAGUAAGCUUUACCUCAUAGGAGGGAAGUCCUCUAAGAGCUAUAGGGGCCUUCUUAUCUAUGACACCAAGACUGAUCAGUGGAACGAGGUGCUCAUGGAGUUUGCCUGCUAUGGAGCCGCCGCUGUCUCGGUUGGUACCGGGCUGUAUGUUAUUGGUGGAUAUACAGAGGAAAGGGCUGGUUUUCUGGUCCGUAGUGCGGUGGCCACAGAGGACAUCCCUUUCAGCACCAAAGGGAGCUUUUACCUCCAUGAAGAUGGCAGAGUUAACUGGGACGUGACCAUCCCUGAGCUGCCAGUGGCUUUGACUUUCGCAUGUGCGGUGGAGCAGCAAGGGAAGAUUUACCUGUUAGCUGGCAAAGAUGAUAAUCGUUCAUACAACACCUGUUACUGCUGGGUGCUGCAUGACACACACUGGACUCUGUGCCCAGAGGAAAUCCCUACUGCCAGUGAUGGAAGAAUAUUCAACUGUGCCAUCUUGAAGAUGCCCAAAAUGCCAAUCCAGUCCCUUCUGCUAGAGACGUCAGCAGCCUUGGUAGUCGUCGGGGUCGAUGAGACCAAGAAAGGACAAUCUGGUUACUCUUCCAGAGAGGGCUGCAGCCUUAACUGCUGCUGGGGUGGACGAUAG